Messenger RNA from Vigna angularis (adzuki bean), 1023 nucleotides. RefSeq lists its product as uncharacterized. NCBI's taxonomy places the organism in Eukaryota, Viridiplantae, Streptophyta, Magnoliopsida, Fabales, Fabaceae. The record is from RefSeq and is a predicted model, not a curated record. Bases 120 to 812 code for a protein of 230 amino acids. The transcript is spliced from 2 exons.
GCUGGGAGAAAGAAUCCAAAAGGAUCACGGCAUAUAUAGAAGUAGUAGCGAAGCACACACUCACAACACAUAACCCUGUUAAGCAUAGAAAAGAGAGAGAAUAACAGAGAAAUUUUACAAUGGAAUGGAGAUCGUAUUAUCUUGAUAUGAUGCUUGUGCCAUUAGCAUAUCUGGUAAACGUUGCUUAUCAUCUUUGGUUGUGGCAUAAAACUCGCACGCAACCCUUUUCCACCACUAUUGGAAUCAAUGCUCAUGCACGACGCUUCUGGGUGCCCACCAUGUUGAAGGACAUUGAAAAGAAGAACAUCCUAGUGGCACAAAGUCUUAGAAACUUGAUUAUGGGAUCAACCCUUAUGGCCACCACAGCCAUUCUUCUCUCAGCUGGUUUGGCAGCAGUGAUAAGCAGCACCUACAGUGUGAAAAAGCCUCUUGAUGAUGUUGUGUAUGGUGCUCACAGUGAAUUCAUGAUAGCACUGAAAUAUGUGACACUCCUCACCAUAUUUUUGUUCUCGUUUUUUUGCCACACUCUAUCAAUAAGGUUCCUGAAUCAGUUGAGCAUCCUUAUUUGCACACCACAAGAUGCUAUGUCCUUGGUGACCCCAGAGUAUCUGACAGAGAUUUUGGAAAAGGGAACUGUGUUGAACACUGUGGGGAACAGGAUCUUCUACUCUGCAAUUCCUCUUUUGCUUUGGAUCUUUGGGCCAGUGCUUGUUCUUUUGUGCUCUGUUGCCAUGUUGCCUGUGUUCUACAACCUUGACUUUGUUUGUGGGAAAGUAAAGAUGGUGGUGAAUGAUAAAAGUGACUUAGCUUGAUUUUCUGGUGUUCGCUUCAGCCAAGACCAAGAACAUGGAAUAGAUAAGAUUGUUGCGUAUGUGUUGUUUCGAACUUGUAAUGUAAAGGUAGUAUAGAAGCUUUAUCGAAAUAAUUCAAAAUGGCUUUUGAUAAGUGGCUUUGAAUAAGAUUACCAUUAGCCUUUUAUGUGUCGCCAAAGCUUUUUCUGUGUGGCACUAAAAGAUCUUUUCA